Messenger RNA from Seminavis robusta, 1944 nucleotides. The record is from the annotation of a GenBank genome assembly. NCBI's taxonomy places the organism in Eukaryota, Bacillariophyta, Bacillariophyceae, Naviculales, Naviculaceae.
AUGAAUUCUUCGGGCGCGGACGAGGACGAGAACGAUGCAGACGCCAAGGCGAAGCCCGGGCAAGGAGAGUCGUCUUUGGAUGACGGAGCUCCUCGCGAAGAUGCCGCAGAUCAGGGAGAAUCAUCAGAACAACAGAAGCGUCUAGCGGAGGCUGAUGAUGCUAUGCAAGAAGAUGAGGAAGAAGAAGCCAAGAGACCGCCUCCAUCUCCCGACGAGAAUGACGGGGAAGACGGGAGAAGGAGCGUUGAUACCGAGGGAGAUUAUGGCAACGCAAGUCCUCCUGAAGUUUACGUAGGGCACAAUGAGUGGAUAAGCACGAGAUCCUUCGCCCGCGGUAUCGUCCAACAGUAUUUGGCGCAAACUGAAGACACCAAUGUCACAGAAACCGCGAGUUCAUCAGGGGGCGGACUUAGCAGCGGUAGCUCGGGCAAAAAGUUCAGCAGCGACAGACCAGGUAGGGGAAAACGGUCCGCUAGCAGCAGUGCCUCCAAAGAGGAUGGUUCCGCAAAACAUGUAUUCUCCAAGCCAAAGCAAAAGUAUAAUCCAAAAGAAGACAUGAAGGCUCCUCCAGGCGAGUCCAAAGAGGAAAGACGGAGAAGAAUGAACCGAAUCACGGGGAGGCGCAAACGGGCAAAGAUUGUUAUAGAGAUUGAUGGGCUAAUUGAACAUUGCCACGAGUUCACUGCUUCCAACCAAAAGCUCAAGGACGAAAACAAACAGCUCAAGAACAGCAUUUCCAAGGUCAAGGAGCUGCUUUCCGAAAUGAAACUCCCGGCCAACGGAGCCAGCAAGGCACGGGACGCAUUUGCAAACAUGUCUUAUGACGAGGUACCAACCACUGAAGCUCUACAAGCAGCUGCCGCGGCUCUCCAGGAGAGGCGUCAGCAGCCCCCUUCGCAGCCAAUUCCGGCACAACCUCAACAGGCACCAAAUCCACCUCAAGUAGCACAGCAGCCCCAAGGGACAGCAGCAGUGCCAACGCAGGAAAACUUUCAAACGGCGUUGAAUUCGGCUGUUCAGCAGAUCAUGACGGCGAAUCAAGGGGCUGCCUCCAACAAUACGACUGCGCCUAAUAACACCAACACUGUUGUGGUUAUGCAACCACAGCAGCUCCAGCAAGCUGUACAACAAGGCAUGCAACAGGCUUUCCAAGCGAUUUUUUCUGCGGCGACCCAACAGAUGCCUGCUCAACAGCAACCUGGGAUGAUGAUGAUGCCUGCUCAUCAGCAACCCGGGAUGAUGAUGCCUGCUCAGCAAUCUGGGAUGAUGAUGAUGCCUGCUCAGCAACCUGGGAUGAUGCCUCCAACGAAUCCUUUCAUGGCAAUGCUAGGAUUUCCCAUGCAACAGCCUCAAGUGUACCAACAACCGGACCCGAACGUUGCAAUGGCGCAGCAAAUUGUACAGGCACUACAAAUGUCAGCUGGCUCUGUUCCAAUGCAAGCUCUGCAGCAGCCUCCUCCUCAGCAACCAAUGCAAGUUCAGCAGCCUAAUCCUCCUGCCCAGAGCCCUAAUCCCAAUUCGAUGCAACCCAACCAACAACAACAAAAUUCCCAAAACUCCAUGCAGCUGCAAUUUCCAAUGCAAGCUCAGCAAUUCCUUCAAAUGCCACAGCAGCAGCAACAAGUCCCCGGCCAGAACCAACUAUUACAAUUUCAACAGCAAUUCAUCUCAGCUACGCAACAGCAACAGCCUGCUCCUCCGGCUCCAGCUUACUCUCCAAUGCAAAAUCAACAGCCUCCUCCCGUCCAACAGCCCACGUCAGCAACUCAAGCUCCCCAAGCUCCUCAAAUCGUUGUACAGCCACAAGCGGGGCAACAACAAGCACAGCAGCCCACAGAACAACAACAGCCGCCAAAUCAGCAAGCUAUGCUCGAGCUGCUACAGCAAUUCUAUCAACAGAACCAACCACCACAAGGAGACAAUAGUCACGCAGGAAACCGAUAG